This is a messenger RNA of Mauremys mutica (yellowpond turtle), 2452 nucleotides long. Its product is annotated as bcl-2-modifying factor-like. The transcript is spliced from 4 exons. The coding region runs from base 136 to 654 and encodes 172 amino acids. NCBI's taxonomy places the organism in Eukaryota, Metazoa, Chordata, Testudines, Geoemydidae. The record is from RefSeq and is a predicted model, not a curated record. Gene Ontology annotation, cellular component: myosin complex. Gene Ontology annotation, biological process: apoptotic process; positive regulation of apoptotic process; negative regulation of autophagy.
UUUGGGGGAUGCCAGGAAGCAAGUGUAUUUUGGAAACAAUGCGGCGCGGCGGCGCCUGAGGCUGCAGCUUGGGGACUCCUCGCUCCGCCCGGGCUCGGCGCCCGCGUCCUCCCGCCCUGCCCUGCUUCAGGAGCAAUGGAUCCCCCCAGCUACCUGGAAGAGGACUAUUCCAGCCUGGACGGGCUGGACGAUGACGUGUUUCACUCUGACUUUGGACUCACAGGUCAGCCUGGUGAGAUGACCCCUCCUGGCAUUUUCACACAGAACCAAUCCUACAGCUGUCUCCUGGGGAGGUUUCAACUGUUCCCCCUCACACACUGCUGUGGUCCAGGUAUCAGGCAUGCUGAGCAGCAGGACAAGGCAACCCAAACACUCAGUCCAUCCUCUUCCACUCAGGAUGUCAUGUUGCCAUGUGGAGUCACUGAAGAGCCCCAGAGACUCUUCUAUGGGAAUGCUGGGUACCGUUUACAUGUCCCCCCAGUUGGCUUUGCAUUGAAUCCGCACCUCCAAGAGGAGCCUCGGGAAGGUCAACGGGAAGCACGUGCUGAGGUUCAGAUUGCACGGAAGUUACAGUGCAUUGCAGACCAGUUCCACAGGCUCCACAUACAGAGGGAAAGAAGUGUGUGCUGCUAUGGCACUGAGAGAGCCAUGUGACUGACUGCAGUGCAGGACAGGCACGGAGACUGACUGAGCCAGGAGAAUAGAAUUGAAUCGCGUGUCAGCCAAGCAUGUGGGAGAGUUAGUAAACAAAAGCAUCCGUCUGCACUACCAGCUCCUGCAGCCAGCCAAGGAGGAGCUCCUGUGUCUUUGUUUGAACUGGAAGGACAGUCAGUUGAAAAGGAGGGGGAGCUGUUCAACCAUUUAAAAAACAAAACCAAAAACAGGUGUGAAAAAUCUCAGCCAGUGGUUCUGCAGGACUUGACGUUGGGAUGGGUAUAGGCAUUUAGAACUGCUCAGAGAUUCUUUUUCUUGGGAGGGAGGUAGUACUGAGCCCUUGUGUUAAUGUGGAGCUGUACCUUAGGACACUAAAACUCUGUGGUCCAUCUGUGCCAAUGCAGUCUCUUCCCUACUGACCCUGCGUGGAGGACUUCCUUUGGCUGUUGGCACAAUCCACAAAAACAGUCCUGUGCUCUUCUGUGCCUGCUGUUUAAAGGGCAGUCAGUGCCUAGAGACACAUGAAUUAGCUUAUGAUGGGCUAUGGUUUGUCCUUUGGGGCAGCAGAAGGGGCAAUCUCUGAGAACAGGAAACCUGAGCUGCUAUUUACCUGUAAAGAUUCUUUUUUUCUAUUAAGCUAACCCCAAAACUGGGUGCCCCAUUUCAACAACUCAGAGUCUUGGUCACAGACCACGAUUCCAGGGUUAUAACAGGAAGCAUUUAGAAUAUCAUAGUCACCACCACACCUCCUGAACACCUGGAACAAAAAAUAGGACUAGCGGCCAAUGGGACAUUCCUCCAACAGAUAUGAAUGUCUGGUGGAUCCUGAGCUGGCAAAAUAUGUGCUAGUUGCUGCACUAGAAUGUAGGAAAAAUGUCCAGUGCUGGAGUUACUUGUCCUGUUAGCUGUUUGGCAUAUUCAGGCUUUUAUGCCUUAAUUUGAUGCAGUGAUAUAUUUAAAUAAAAUAAUUGCAUCUUCAUCCCCAGUACGGAGUUAGAACAAUGACGUAAUCUUAUGUAGCACUUCAUAGUUUUACUCUUCAAAGUGCUUAUGAAAUGUGGGCUACUAUAGAAAAUAUUGCCACAUGCAGGCUCUGCUACUUAGAAUUGCUAUGGUCAGUCCAUGCUUCUGCAGGACCCUUUUCAAACUAUGCACAAGGGGCCUUUAGUUCUCUCCUCACUCUUGCGUGCCCAUAGUGCCCUCCAUCUGUUUGAGGCUCAAUACCUUCUGGUAAUCUCCCCUCUUGCCCCCCAAGGGCCCCACCACGUAUCAAGAAGCCAGGAGGUGGAGCUAAAACACAACUUUCUGUGUGCGGGAGAGACAUUGGAGAACUCUCCUCUAGAUUUUUGUAGGUAGAUUGGACAUAAAUGGGAAAUGUGGGCUGUUGCUGUGAGUGGUAGGAUGGGUGCACACAUAUGCUGUGCAGCGUGUGUGAGCACCUAAGUCACUUAAACCUGAGUGUUACUUGCUGUGAUAACUCAAUGGAACACUUCAGCAAUUUCCCACUGAAAAGGCACUUACUGAACAGGCUGCAAUUUUGUGGGGGCCAGUUUUAUUCCAUCCCUCCCUCAUCCCUUAAAACCAACAUUGGCUACUGUGCACAACUGUAAGAUCAUGUCACAGAAGGUAAAAUUGUCUCUUUAAGAGUAAAGACCUAGUAGCCCAGGACGGUUCUGGGCUUUAAUCCAAGUGGAGCCACUGACUUGCUACAUGUCCUCAGAAAAGUUUCUUGACCUCUUUGUGCUCCAAUCAAGUCAGCUGGAAGAUUGGGUUAAAAAAAGCAGAACCUCAAUGAGAA